Messenger RNA from Sesamum indicum (sesame), 387 nucleotides. NCBI's taxonomy places the organism in Eukaryota, Viridiplantae, Streptophyta, Magnoliopsida, Lamiales, Pedaliaceae. The record is from RefSeq and is a predicted model, not a curated record.
AUGAACUCCCAGCUCGAAGGCGCCGUCGUUGCGCAGCCCUACAACAUUUCCGUUCUCAGCAUUUCUAGCCCCAUCAUUGCUAACGGAAUCGAUGGAAACAGGAGCCCCAUGCCUCCCCAGGCCGCCCCCUCCCCAUCCGAUGCUGCGUCUUCACCUACCGACGACGCUCCUGCCUCAGCCGAAAGCCCGGAGGUAUCUGUCACUAAUGCUGACGCUCCGACCAGCAGCGACGGCACGUCCCCUAACCCAGCUGAAGCUCCUGCCGAUUCUCCAAAUUCCCCGGCUGAUGCUGCCGAUGCCGAUAAAGCGAAAAGCAGUGCCAUGGUUUCUGGGGUCUCAUUCGCCUGGACAGUGGCGUUGGCGUCGCUGGUUGCUGCAAGUCUUUGA